AUGGUAUUCAACCGACUAUCGGCUUUCGCUGACAAAGUAUGGAAUUCCAUCGCCACAGUGCCGUCCGAUGGCGACUAUAACGCCGUCAGCACGCCCACUAACCGCAGCAGCGCGCCCGCAGCCGAGAAGGGCUUCGCUCUGUCGAUUAUCGCGUUCGAAGUCAUGUGUUUGAUCUUCUUCGCCUUGAAAUUUGAAAUGCCCAGCCCCAAACACGUCGACGCCGACACUGUGAGCACCAUGAACUACUACCCCAUGUACAUGGACGUCCACGUCAUGAUCUACAUUGGUUUCGGCUUCCUCAUGACCUUCCUACGCAAGUACAGCAUGAGUGCCGUGUCGCUCAACUUUGUGGUGGCCGUGCUGUCCCUUCAGUGGGGUAUUAUCGUGGUCACUAUGGCUCACCAGAUCGGUGGCGACCACUACACGACCAAACUACUGGACAUCCCCACGAUGAUCAACGGCGACUUUGCCGCUGGUGCCGUGUUGAUCAGCUUUGGCGCUGUGUUGGGUAAGACUACCCCCACCCAGCUGGUCUGGAUGACGUUCCUUGAGAUCAUCUUCUACGGCUUGAACGAGUACCUCGUGUACGAGGAGAUGAAGGUCACGGACGCCGGUGGUUCCAUGGUUAUCCACACGUUCGGUGCUUUCUUCGGUCUUGCUGUUACUAUCAUGCUCGGCGUCCCGAGUGAGAGCGAGCAGGUGCACAACACGUCUCGCUACCACUCGGACGUGUUUGCUAUGAUCGGUACGCUCUUCCUGUGGAUGUACUGGCCGUCGUUCAACUCUGCUCUUGUGGGCAGCGAUGGGUUUCAACAGGAACGUGCGGUUAUGAACACUGUGCUCAGUAUCGCGGCCUCUUGCGCCUCUGCGUUCGCAGCGACGAAGAUGAUGAGCCACACGAAGAAGUUCGACAUGGUCCACGUGCAAAACGCCACGCUGGCGGGUGGUGUCGCUAUGGGCACGAGCUGUAACCUCGCUAUUAGCCCUGCCGCUGCUAUUACCGUCGGUCUGGUCGUGGGUAUCGCUUCUACCAUUGGUUUCUGCUUUGUGACGCCCCGUUUGGAGCGUGUCAUCCGCAUGUCCGACACGUGCGGUAUCCUUAACUUGCACGGUAUGCCUGGUGUUGUCGGUGGCUUCGCUGGCGCUAUCAUCACGUUCUCGGCCUCUGAUGAUUUCUACGGUGACACUCUGACGAGCGUGUACUCUGCACGUGAAUACCGCUCUGCUAACGAACAGGGCUGGUACCAGCUUCUUGCUAUCGUGUCUUCUGCUGGCAUCGGCGCUGUGUCUGGCGUGUUUGUCGGCUACUUUCUCAAGUCGAAGCUGUUCCGCCAGCAGAAGCUCAAAUACGACGACGAGGAGUACUUCUACGUGCCCGAGGAAUGCCACGCCUAAGUGGAUAGCUGAGGAACGAUUCUAAUUACAAUUUUCAUGAUUUUCAUUCAUCUAAAGCGUUUUGACAUGAUACCAUCCACAAAUUGCCAGU
Molecule: messenger RNA, 1486 nt
Organism: Phytophthora nicotianae INRA-310
Lineage: Eukaryota; Oomycota; Peronosporomycetes; Peronosporales; Peronosporaceae
Exons: 1
Coding region: 1-1395 (464 amino acids)
Biological process (GO): ammonium transmembrane transport; ammonium homeostasis
Cellular component (GO): plasma membrane
Molecular function (GO): ammonium channel activity
Source: RefSeq, a predicted model, not a curated record